Molecule: messenger RNA, 311 nt
Organism: Pistacia vera
Lineage: Eukaryota; Viridiplantae; Streptophyta; Magnoliopsida; Sapindales; Anacardiaceae
Exons: 2
Coding region: 19-303 (94 amino acids)
Source: RefSeq, a predicted model, not a curated record
UUUUUUCUUACAAGGAAAAUGGCAAGCCCGAAUGAACAAGCUGAUGGAGGGAAAUUCCCAGCUGCUGAUAUUCAUGGAGAAUUGAAUCCUGCCCAAAACAUGGAUGUAAACGUCGAUCCUGUAUCUUCUCAAAUCACUAACUCAUUGCAGAUCAAGAAAAAUGCUGAAGCUGCAGAAAAGAAGAAUCAAAAUGCAAAGAGAGAUGCAAUGCAGAAGCUCAAAUCAACUAUUAUAAUCUCAGCAGUAAUUGUGGCUGUUGCCGGGGCAGCCUUUGCGGUAACUAAGAAAUUGAGAGAUAAAUGAACAUUAAC